AUGCUCGGCUUCUACAUUUUACUCACUGCAGUGACAUUAAACGUGGUGAGAUCUGAACCUGGUUCAUGUCCACCCACCCUAUCUGUGGACGUUUGCGAAGCUGUUUGCGGUUCCAAUGAAGCGUGCAAUGGAAACAAAUUGUGCUGUCCUACAGUGUGUGGUGGUGCCAUGUGCGUCGAUCCUAUGACAAAGAGACAUUUUACAACUUUAGUAAAAAAAGGCCGAUGUCCCGAAUACCCACGCGGGCCUUGGGUUUGCAGUCACACUUGUACCAGUGACUCGGACUGCCCACGGACGCUCAAGUGUUGCCCCAACCGGUGCGGAGCUCUCACCUGCCAGAAGCCUGAUCCUGAUGAACCAAUACCAAAUGUUGAAGCUCGAUAG
Messenger RNA from Parnassius apollo (apollo), 384 nucleotides. The record is from the annotation of a GenBank genome assembly. NCBI's taxonomy places the organism in Eukaryota, Metazoa, Arthropoda, Insecta, Lepidoptera, Papilionidae.